AUGCCCUCACACAGCGUACACUUCGAAAACCGCUUUUCCAUGUCACCGACAUCCAAUAGACUCGAUUAUUUCGACUCGGAUCAUACAAAACUAGAUGAAGUAGAAGUAGGAGCUUGCGAGUUGCUACCCACGAUCAAGAGCACUCCCCUUUCCAAGAUCGGAACAUGCAGAAGUCAAGAAGCCAAUUUUCAAAUUUGCGAACGACCGCCUUUCGGCAUUGAGAAGUCUGAACAGCCCAUCACUGUGGAGGUGGCGGCGGCAAACAACGAAGACAACUUCACAGCCAAAUCGGCCAUUUACACCACUCUAGACCAUUCGUACGUUUCUGCCGCAGCUGCAACUAGCCUAGGUCUACAGCGCAUACCCAUGCCAGCUUCCCUGAAGGCAAUGCCUUAUUAUUCACCGUUCGGCUUAUUGGAACCUACACACUUCGUUGCUAUGCUCAUACAAGGAAGCGAAUUUUCUCGGUUUACUGCCAACAUUGCCGUUCUUGACAUGGCUCCUGAAUGGCAGAACAUCAGCAUAUUCCUCAGCACAGGGUUUCGCGGCAAGGCGAAGGCGGCGGGCAAAGCCUGCGGCCAGCGCCACCGGUCUGUCGACAUAACACAGGCCAUUUCUCGAGAAAUUCAAUUUGAUGCGUCAGGGGAGGAUCCUGCAACGAUCUAUCUUGACGUCAGACAGCAGGAAGGAGCACCGUUGGAUCAGAGUUUACCUAGUCCGUAUUCUGUGGGGCCGUCUGAUACCGGUCGCCUGUAUCCACCCGGCGCGGCUUUAGGACCGUCCCGAUCUGUGAGCCGGGUCGAGAUCGCCGGCUCGCCUGACACUCCUGUGGAAGCUCGGAUAUCAUCACCUCCCACGUCUUUCGAACUAGAUGAAUUGUCUCGAUGUUCUAGGGAAGCUCAAGGAUAUGGGAGAUCGGGACGCAUAUCACAAUACGGUCACGGAGCACCUCACGACAAGAUGCAGCCCAAAGACGACAUCGACUCUGCCAAACCGUAUGCCGCGAAUUGA
Colletotrichum paranaense is the source of this 1011-nucleotide messenger RNA. RefSeq lists its product as uncharacterized. The transcript has a single exon. Bases 1 to 1011 code for a protein of 336 amino acids. NCBI's taxonomy places the organism in Eukaryota, Fungi, Ascomycota, Sordariomycetes, Glomerellales, Glomerellaceae. The record is from RefSeq and is a predicted model, not a curated record.